Zeugodacus cucurbitae (melon fly) is the source of this 741-nucleotide messenger RNA. RefSeq names its product vacuolar protein-sorting-associated protein 25 (gene Vps25). The record is from RefSeq and is a predicted model, not a curated record. The coding region runs from base 113 to 637 and encodes 174 amino acids. Gene Ontology annotation, molecular function: structural molecule activity; protein homodimerization activity. Lineage: Eukaryota; Metazoa; Arthropoda; Insecta; Diptera; Tephritidae. The transcript is spliced from 2 exons. Gene Ontology annotation, biological process: protein transport to vacuole involved in ubiquitin-dependent protein catabolic process via the multivesicular body sorting pathway. Gene Ontology annotation, cellular component: ESCRT II complex.
ACUGACACCCUGUGUUUUUCAUUAUCCGCACGUCUCAUGUAUUAGUCACUUUGCUAAAAAUUAAAAUUAUAUUUUUUACACACUAUUGUUGUAAACAUUGAAUAUUUGCGUGAUGACCGAAUUUGAGUGGCCCUGGGAAUAUACAUUUCCACCGUUUUUCACCUUACAGCCACAUGAAGAAACACGUAAUCAGCAAAUAAAAGUGUGGUCCGAUAUCUUCUUGCGAUACCUCAAGCAUUUAAACAAAUUCCAAGUGAACAUUAAUGAAAAUACAUUUCCACUUUUUCACAAUGACGACAUUAAGCGCCGCUUAUCGGCUGACACAAUAACGGUGAUAUUGGAGCACCUACAACUCACAGGUCAUGCAGCACCAUUAGAUAAACGACGCAUAGAAUGGCAGGUAUAUUGGUAUACACUGGAAGAAUAUGCAAAGAUGGUGUACGAUUGGAUCCAACAAACGGGACAAUUGAAUACGAUUUGUACAUUGUAUGAAAUAGCAUCGGGUGAGAACUCUGAGGGUACCGAAUUUCAUGGUGUCGAUGAGGCGGUACUACUAAAUGCGUUUCGGACACUCGAAAAUAAAGGCAAGUGUGAGGUGGUGCAAUUAGAUGACAGUUUUGGCGUCAAAUUCUUUUAAUUUUGGUGAUUUUAUAUUUUAAAUAUACAUGUGUAUAGUGUAAGUAUUCCUCACAUGACUGUUAAUGUGCUAGCACUGUAAUAAAAAUAAGAAAAAACGUUAAA